AUGGAGGUUGAGGGAGCGGUGAAGGUGGAAGAUGUGGAUGAGGAGGUGCAUGUGCGGGAGAAGAUGGAGGCGCCGGCACAGGAGCUCGACCUCCUCGGCGCGCUCGGCUCGGAGCCGGAGGUGAAGGCCGUGGAGUCGGAGUCCGGCGGCGGCGGUGGUGGCGAGAAGAAGCUCUCGUUCAAGUGCAACUACUGCCAGCGUAAGUUCUACACCUCGCAGGCGCUGGGCGGCCACCAGAACGCGCACAAGCGCGAGCGCUCCCUCGCCAAGCGCGCCGCCGCUGCGGCGGGGAGCGGGCUGUACGGCGCCACCGCCGACCCCUUCGUGCCGCCGCACCACCUCCGGUUCCCGCACGCCUGGCCGUACUCCGCCGGCGGCAGGCCAUCGUUCCUCGGGCUCGGUCGGAGCUCCGCGGCGGCAUCGUUCUACGGCUUGCACCAUGGGUGGACCGUGCACGCGCACGCCGGCCUUCCGUCCAUGGCGGGGUUCGCCCGCCACGCCGGCGCUGACCACCCCGUCUACGCUCCUCACACCUACGGCUACGGCGCGUCGUCGAGGGCCCCAGCCCCGGCCGUCCUCGACUCCGGGAUGAUCGGGCUCCAGUGGGCCGGCGUCGUCGGCGGUGCCAAUGCCGACGACAACGGCGUCGCGGCGAAUGAAGUGCAGGCGCAGGAGGCGCAGAGUUUCAAGAUAGACCUGAACCUCAGGCUAUAG
Molecule: messenger RNA, 714 nt
Organism: Phragmites australis (common reed)
Lineage: Eukaryota; Viridiplantae; Streptophyta; Magnoliopsida; Poales; Poaceae
Product: zinc finger protein GIS3-like
Exons: 2
Coding region: 1-714 (237 amino acids)
Biological process (GO): negative regulation of abscisic acid-activated signaling pathway
Source: RefSeq, a predicted model, not a curated record